This is a messenger RNA of Morone saxatilis (striped sea-bass), 3444 nucleotides long. RefSeq names its product phospholipase C, delta 1a (gene plcd1a). Gene Ontology annotation, biological process: lipid metabolic process; phosphatidylinositol-mediated signaling. Gene Ontology annotation, molecular function: phosphatidylinositol-4,5-bisphosphate phospholipase C activity; calcium ion binding. NCBI's taxonomy places the organism in Eukaryota, Metazoa, Chordata, Actinopteri, Moronidae. The record is from RefSeq and is a predicted model, not a curated record. Bases 199 to 2526 code for a protein of 775 amino acids. The transcript has 15 exons.
ACAGACCGUCCCCUUCCACUCAGGUGUAUAUAGUCCUAGUCCUGGCUGCAGCUGUGUACAGACACCGCUAUAGAUGUGUUAAGACCCGCCCCUUGAGGGGGGAACUACUAGUGACUGCUUCUCCUCCACAGGCGAGCACAGAUUAAAGAGCGACUGGAUAUUGAUUUGUUUUAUCAUAAUUUUUUAAGUCAUUCCACAAUGUCUUGUUUACAUAAACGUCCGAAAAGGACCCUAUCGCAGGAGCAGGCUCUCCAGGAACAGGUGAAAAAAGUUGCAAAGGAAAAUGGAAAACGCCUAGGUUUGGAGGGCGAUGCAGAUCUGCAGUUCUUGCUGCUCGGCGGGGAGCUUGUCAAGAUUCGCUCGAGCUCCUGGAAGAAGAACCGCUUCUUCAAGCUGCAGGAAGACUGCAAAACAUUUUGGCAUGAAUCCCACAAAACAUUCAGGCGAAACCAAACUUUCUCCAUUGAUGACAUUGAUUCAGUGCGCAGGGGCCGUCAGUCUGAGGGACUUAAUAAACACACCGAGCCCACUGUUGAAGAGAAGUGCUUCUCCAUCAUCUUCAAGGGCCGCAAAAAAAAUCUCGACCUGAUGGCAGCCAGUGGGGGGGAGGCGAAACAGUGGGUCAACGGCUUGGAGAAGAUCAUCAGCAAUAUGCGCAACCUCAACCCCCAGCAGAAGAGUGCGCACUGGAUCAUUAAUUGCAUGCGGAAAGCAGACAAGAAUGGGGACAACAAGAUGACCCUGAAGGAGGUGAAGCACUUCCUGCGACAGAUCAACGUUGAAGUGAACGACACUUACGCAGAGGAAAUUUUCAAGAAAUGUGACACGUCCAAUUCAGGCACCUUGGAGGAUUCAGAGAUUAAGGAUUUCUACAACCUACUGACGCACCGCGAGGAAGUAGAUGUGAUUUUUGCGAAAUACGCUGAAACAGAGGGUCAGAUGAGUGUCAAAGACCUGCGGAACUUCCUGUUGAAUGAGCAAAGAGAACCGGCAACCACAGAGGACGCUCUAAAGCUGAUUGAAAAAUACGAGUUGGAUGAGAACGCAAAGGAGAAGAAGCGAAUGAGCAAAGAUGGCUUCCUGAUGUACCUGCACCAGGAGGAUGGCUCCAUCCUCAACCCGGCCCAUAAACACGUGUACCAGGACAUGCACCAGCCCCUCAACCAUUACUACAUCUCCUCAUCACACAACACAUACCUGAUGGAGGACCAAUUAAAAGGACCCAGCAGCACAGAAGCCUACAUAAAAGCACUGAUGAAGAGCUGUCGCUGUGUGGAACUGGACUGUUGGGAUGGAGCUAACGGGGAGCCUGUUAUAUUCCACGGCCACACACUCACAUCCAAAGUGAUCUUCAGAGACGUCAUCAAAGCCAUCAAAGACUACGCCUUCAAAACAUCUGAGUAUCCAGUGAUCCUGUCCUUGGAGAACCACUGCACCUUGGACCAACAGAAGCUCAUGGCUCAUCAUUUGAUCUCCAUCCUGGGUGAUGCUUUAGUCACGAAGCCUCUGGGCAACAAAAUGCCCACCAACUUCCCCUCACCAGAGGAACUGAAGGGCAAGUUCCUCAUCAAGGGAAAGCGAUUGAACAAACUGGAUGCUUUCUUCAACAACAACAACACCGUAGAGGAAGACAUUGUGUCUGAGGAUGAUGAGGCUGCAGAUUGUAAGGAGAAUGGCCAAAAAGCCAAACCAAAGAAAUCAAAAAUCAAACUUGCCAAACAGCUCUCAGACAUCGUCAUCUACUGCAAGAGCGUCCAUUUUAAUGGCUUUGAACACUCCAAGGACAACCAGGCCUUCUAUGAGAUGUCAUCCCUCAAGGAGAGUAAAGCUUUCAACCUGGCUGAGACUUCAGCUACUGCCUUCAUCCAUCACAACAUGGACAAACUCAUUCGAAUCUACCCAGCUGGCACCAGAACGGACUCCUCCAACUAUAACCCAGUGCCUAUGUGGAACGCUGGCUGCCAGAUAGUGGCACUGAACUUCCAGACUGCCUGCAAGGAGAUGGAUCUGAACCAGGGUCGGUUUCUGCCAAACGGUUUUUGUGGCUACAUCCUGAAACCUGAAUUUCAGAGAAACCUGUCCUCUCAGUUUGAUCCCAACGCACUAACCAAGGGGCCGUGGCUAAAGAGGAAGACCUUUCAUGUCAUGGUGAUCUCAGCUCAACAGUUACCUAAAAUCAACAAGGACAAACACAAAUCCAUCGUUGACCCUCUGGUGAGAGUGGAGAUCCACGGUGUCCCAGAAGACAUUGACAGCCAGGUGACACACCACAUUAACAACAAUGGGUUCAACCCAAUGUGGAAUCAGAGUUUCCAGUUUGAAAUCCACGUCCCAGAGCUGGUCAUGGUGCGAUUUGUGGUGGAGGACUAUGACUCAACAUCCCAAAAUGAUCUCAUCGGGCAGUAUUGUCUACCACUCACCAGUGUACAGAACGGUUAUCGCCACGUCCCGCUACUCACCAAGCGAGGAGACGUCAUCACAUCAGCCGGACUGUUUGUGCAUCUUAUGCUCAUCGACGCCAAGUAGGCCCGUGUUUGGAAAACCCUCAGUGCCAGCAGCAGCAUUUCUUUUUUUUGGAAAACUCUAAAAGAAUUUGUCCAGUUUUAAAGCUAAAUAGUAUAACUCUGAUGAAAUAUAAGACUUUUCAUGAAAAAAAACAUCUGCUGUGCCGCAGCUGCUGACUCACAUUGUCUGUGUAACACUUUCCUGUCAUUGUGUAAUUUUAGCGUUUUAAAGAAGUUUGGUUAAGAACUCCUGUAAUGGUAACAAAGCAAGAGUCAGUGAAAAUGUGAAUGAAUGAGAAAUGGUGGAAAUAAUUUAAAGAAAGUCAUUAAACUGUAUGUGACAUAUUAGGGUGUGAGUACAGUAAAUGAUGUGAAUUCCAGCUGAGGAUAUAUUGGCUGUGUAAUAUCUGAAUAGUACUUUUAUAGAUUUCUUGAGGCUUUAUAUUUCCUUUCAGGUCAAUACAACUCAUACUAACGCUCAUGGAAACAUUGUAUUUAUCAAGCAACUCAACAAGAACUCCGCUGGUUUAGUCUUUUAUGACUCCUCCGACUACAACAAGCCUUGAUUUAAGUUUUCUCAAUGUUAAUGCCAUAAUGAUGAUGGUCAGACGACGAGACGACAGUGGACGACAGUGGACGACUGCUCCACAAUGUUUUUUUAAUGUUUUUUUACAAGACACUAAAAUCCUUUAUAACUUCCUUUUUGAAUAUCAAGGAAUGAACUGUAUCAUACAUGAAUCUGCUCUAAAUAUAUUGGACAAUAAGUAUUUUGUGUCAAAUAAAUCCUGAUCUUUUAAAUCAUAUUAUAUUUUUAUUUUUCAUCAUCCGAUGUAGAACAGCAGUUGUUUCCGUGACUCAUGACUGUCAGUGCUUUCUGUAUGUCUUGUCACUUAAUCCACAUUUGCACUAGAUCUCCAAUAAAACCAAGUCCCAGAUUGAA